Molecule: messenger RNA, 960 nt
Organism: Branchiostoma belcheri (Belcher's lancelet)
Lineage: Eukaryota; Metazoa; Chordata; Leptocardii; Amphioxiformes; Branchiostomatidae
Exons: 2
Coding region: 1-960 (319 amino acids)
Cellular component (GO): endomembrane system
Molecular function (GO): signaling receptor binding
Source: RefSeq, a predicted model, not a curated record
AUGCCAGAAUCUGCUCCCAGUUCCCUUCAGGCGACCACAACAUCACGGAUAGCUGAUAUUCAAUUGAUCUCACACAACUCUCACUAUCACUGGUACUUCAAGUUCAAUGCUGCCCAAAUGUCAGAUCCUGCAGGCAAAACAAGAGCAACACUAGCUUCGCACCUUGCAAUCACUUCAAACAAACCAGAAUCUGCUCGCAGUUCCCCUCUACCUGUUCUCAUUGGCUCAGCUUGUGGUUCAGUUGCCGGUAUUGUCCUUAUUGGGACCUUCUUGGCUGUAAUUUGGUACAAAAAGAGGACCAGGAGUCCUCCAGUAGGGCUGAAUCCCGGUGUUGUUGGGAGCAACACAAACACAGCAGUUUCUGUAAUGGUCAGUGGCCAUAAUCAGAGAGGGCAGGGUGACUCUCAGGCUAACACUGAAUCCAACAUAACCCCCAAAGCUACUGUAAUGACCAGUGAUAAUGAUCACCAGUAUGAAGAUAUUGACAAACUUCAUGUCAAGACAGAACAGGGUCAGUCUCAGGCUAACACUGAAUCCAACACAAAGACCACAGAUACUAAGCUGAUCAGUGGAAAUGAUCAGACAGGGCAGGGUCAGUCUCAAGCUAAUAUUCAAUCUCUGAAAGUGGGAAAUUUAUCACAUGACGAAGUGCUAGCUGCUUUACAGCCUAUGUAUUUAGAUGUUAAAUCACCACCAAAGGACGACGCAUCUACAGAGAUAGCCAAUAGUAAUGAUCCGACAGGACAGGGCCAGUCCCAGGCCGUGACUGAAUCAUUGGAUGUUAGAAAUCUUUCUUAUGGCACAGGGCAGACUGCCUCACAGCAGAAUUCUGUAUACAAAAUUGUGACCCAGUCUCAGACCAUCACAAACACAAUAGCUACUGUAAUGGCCAGUGCUACUGUAAUGACCAGCGGUCAGGAGCAGACAGAGCAAGGUCAGUCUCAGUCUCAAGGUCAGUGA